Molecule: messenger RNA, 1045 nt
Organism: Notothenia coriiceps (black rockcod)
Lineage: Eukaryota; Metazoa; Chordata; Actinopteri; Perciformes; Nototheniidae
Gene: casp2
Product: caspase 2, apoptosis-related cysteine peptidase
Exons: 7
Biological process (GO): proteolysis; regulation of apoptotic process
Molecular function (GO): cysteine-type endopeptidase activity
Source: RefSeq, a predicted model, not a curated record
UGCAGCACCCGUCGGAAGUUGCUGUGUGAAGUGGAGUUAAAAACGGGAUUUUGAGGCAGUUUUUAAACUCUUCGACAUUCCUUUGGACAUUUUUUAUAUUCUGUUGCAGACACAAAAGAACGUCUACUGGGCAGUAUGUUGGAGUGCGGCAUGCAGGAGCAGGACAGACGGGCUCUGCGGAGAAACGCUGCUGUCCUCUGCAGACAGCUGGUGGUGGACGAGCUGCUCAUUCAAAUCCUACAGGCGGACAGCAUCCUGACUGAGAGCAUGGCCGAGGGCAUCAUGGCCAAGCAAAUAUCUCACAAGCGAAGCUUUGAUUUACUCCUUCUCCUGCCGAAGCGAGGGCCCAGAGCCUUCAGCGUCUUCUGCUCAGCGCUGCAGGAAACUGAGCAGCAGCACCUGUAUGACCUGAUCAGACAACCAACAGAAAUAUAUAGCAAGGAGACAUCUUUAAAGACGUCCUCAGUGGACACAGGAGAGGAGAACGAGGUGCGCAGAAGCUCAUCGAGCCCAGUGCGAGCCGCAGAUAGCUGCCUGCCCUCAGAGUCUCCAGGCAGGGAGGAAGACAGGAGCUCACAGAGGACGAGGAAGAGAGGAAGAGAGGAGCAGACACAUCAUCCCUUCUUCUUUGUGCAGGACAUGAGGACGUGCAUUGAGAGCUUCACCCGGCGGUCGGACCACCAUUCUGGGGACAGCAGCGUUGUGUGUCUGCUCUCACACGGGGUGGAGGGGGCGAUAUACGGUACAGACGGACAACUCCUUCAGCUGGACUGGGUGUUUGAGUCCUUUGACAACGCGCACUGUCCGCUACUACAGAACAAACCCAAGAUGUUUUUUAUUCAGGCCUGCAGAGGAGAGGAGAUGGACUGUGGCGUGGAGCAGAUUGACGGCCCGAUGAGGACCUGCUCCCCCAGCUGUGAGCAGAGAGACGCUGGGAGGGAGGUGGAUGCCUCCUCCAGGCAGGGGGGGGGGCUGGGGAGGAUCAAACUGCCCCAGCGCUCUGACAUGAUCUGUGGCUACGCAUCGCUUAAAGGUCAGAGCAUUU